AUGGGCUCGUCGUCGAAUGGCGCAACGAAUGGCGCCCUAUUGAAUAACAAAAUCGACAAAAUCGUGCCGCGGGUUUACAAAAAACGAUAUUUGAUCCUCGUCAUUUUCAUAUUGCUGUCGGCAUCGAACGGCGCCCAAUGGAUUCAAUAUUCGAUUAUUGCAAAUAUUAUCGUCGAUUAUUAUCAUGUCUCAUAUCAAGCGGUUGAUUGGACGAGUAUGAUCUACAUGCUCACUUAUAUUUUCUUCUUUAUUCCAGCCGCAUGGUUCCUCGACAAAUUCGGAUUGCGACUAUCGAUUUUCCUCGGCGCGGCGGGCAAUUGCAUCGGAGCAUGGAUUAAGCUUCUCUCGACGCAUCCCGACAGCUUCUGGGUGACAUUCGUCGGGCAGACCAUCGUCGGAGCUUCGCAAAUGUUCACAUUGGGAAUUCCGCCGAAACUCGCCGCCGUCUGGUUCGGGCCCGAUGAAGUCUCGCGAGCUUGCGCCGCCGGAGUGUUCGGCAAUCAAGUCGGAAUCGCCGUCGGCUUUGUUCUGCCGCCAAUGAUUGUGGGCAAUGGAACGGUGAAAGAGGUGACGAGGGAUUUGAACACAUUGUUCCUGGGAUCAGCAGUCCUGAAUACAGCAAUCUUGGCACUCGUUAUUUGCUUCUUCUCGGCUCGCCCAAAAACGCCGCCAAGUCUCGCCCAAUUGGCCGCACUCGAAGAGAAAACGCUCGACAACAACUUCUGGUCGACACUACGCGAUUUGAUGACAUCCCGCGAUUUCGUCCUUCUUUUUAUCACCUACGGCAUCAACACCGGCGUCUUCUACGCGAUAUCGACACUUCUCUCGCAAAUGGUGCUCAGCGUCUAUCCGACGGAGACGGUCGCCGUUGGACAAGUCGGCCUGCUCAUCGUCAUUGCCGGCACAGUUGGAAGUGUGGUUGGCGGCGUUUUUCUCGAUAAAUUCAAAAAAUUCAAGCUUACAACCAUCAUGGUCUAUUUGUUCUCCUUCCUUGGCUUGGUUUCGUUCAUGCUGACGAUUGACCUCAACUCGAUGCCCCUCGUUUUCGUCAAUGCCGCCCUUCUCGGAUUUUUCAUGACCGGCUAUCUUCCAAUCGGAUUCGAGUUCGCCGCGGAAAUCACGUAUCCAGCAGCGGAGGGAACUACCAGCGGCUUGCUGAACGCCAGUGCCCAGAUCUUCGGAAUAGCAUUAACAUGGCUGAUGGGCAUAGUAAUGCAUAGUAUCGGAACAUUAACCAGCAACAUUAUAAUGUCGUGUUGCCUAUUGCUGGGAACCCUUUUAACAUGCUUUAUUAGAGAAGAUUUGAAGAGACAGCGUGCGCAUUCCAAACAUUCACAAUUACCGACCUCCGAGACUAAACUCACAAGUUGCACAAUACAAACGGAGCAUUAUUAA
Messenger RNA from Caenorhabditis bovis, 1395 nucleotides. The record is from the annotation of a GenBank genome assembly. NCBI's taxonomy places the organism in Eukaryota, Metazoa, Nematoda, Chromadorea, Rhabditida, Rhabditidae.